Molecule: messenger RNA, 1890 nt
Organism: Lobosporangium transversale
Lineage: Eukaryota; Fungi; Mortierellomycota; Mortierellomycetes; Mortierellales; Mortierellaceae
Product: tubulin domain-domain-containing protein
Exons: 14
Coding region: 232-1863 (543 amino acids)
Biological process (GO): mitochondrion distribution
Cellular component (GO): cytoplasm
Source: RefSeq, a predicted model, not a curated record
GUUCUCCUAACGAUGGCUUCUGGCUCUUUCCACUAUUGUUCAUGAUGUCACUGUCUGUCCUAAAUGUAUUCAUGAGAACGAGAAUGUGGCUGACAUGGAAAGGCCUAAAAAAAAUAAAAAUAAAUAAAAUAAAGAGUAUUUACUUUCUCCUUUCCUCAUGAACUAGCAGACUUGAAGGCAAAGGAUCGUGGACAAGGCACAAACCAAAUAGAAAAGAAAACGGAAUCUGUUAUGCAUGAGAUUGUUACUUUGCAAUUUGGCCAUUAUGCCAAUUUUGUUGGGACGCACUUCUGGAAUACUCAGGAGGCCCAUUUCAACUAUCAACCAUCUGCUCAGGAUAAUGAUGCUACUCCAGAACCUCUUGACCACGAUUGUCUAUACCGGACUGGAAUAACGAACAGAGGCACCGAAACAUAUACACCAAGAGCCAUGAUCUUUGAUUUAAAAGGGGGCUUCGGCUCAAUCAAUAAGUAUAGGUUGUAUGAGUCAGAAUCGGCUCUUGACCACUACGAUCUGUCAUGGGAUCCUUCAAAGAUGGAGACGUUUCAGGAGGAAGAAUACUCCAAAUCUGCCUAUCAGAAGCACUUAGAGGAAGAAGAGAUGGGCAUAACUAUGGAGGAAGGGGAAGACGAUAUAGAAAUGAAUGAAAUCAAAACUUGGUCUAAUUUCAGCCGCGUGUAUUUUCAUCCAAAAUCCAUGGUGAAUGUCAGUGGAUAUCAGUUAAACAGUGAAUUUAUGCCCUUUGACGUAUUCUCAUAUGGACGAUCAGCCUUUGUCGAGACCGAGAAGGAGAAGGAAUCAUACGACGAAAACUUUAGAUUAUUCACAGAAGAAUGUGAUCAGCUGCAAGGGUUUCAAGUCAUGGCGGACAUUCUAGAUGGCUGGGGCGGAUUCGCCACCAGUUACCUUGAGCAAUUGCGAGAGGAUUUUCCAAAAGCUACCGUAGUCACCUAUGGUCUGAGUGACAAUCAGAUGAGAAAAAGUUCCACCAUGAAAGAGAGCCAGAUAUCAGCUGUCAAUGAAGUGUUAUCAAUGACUAACCUUUCAGGCUUGUCGUCGUUUUAUAUUCCUAUUCGUGCCCCAAGUCUGUCUACAGUUGAUACAACCGAAUGGUCAAAAUAUAUUCAGUUUGAUCCUUCAAGUCGAUAUCAUACAAGUGCCAUCAUCUCAGCGGGUAUAGACUCUGCACUCCUACCAUGCAGACUGCGCCACAACGUAAUUCAUAUGCCAGAUCUUGUGGGCUUGCUAAACUGGAGGAAUAUCACGACUAUCGGUACACUGUCCGUGGCGUUGCCCUUUCCUUUUGGCGCAGCGACGUUGCCUCGAUUGAUAGGUCCGCAUUCGCCACUUUUAGAUCUAUCCUCAUGGAAAAUGAAUUUAGUUGAUAAGGCCUUUUCUCACUCUCUAGUAUUACGAGGACUUGAAAUGAAUCAAUUUACUAAAUAUACCACUGGUACUCAGAGGGCCCCAAACGAACUUGUAGAAGAGCUGCUAGGCACAUUACCGAUUGGAAAGUCACUGAGUGACUCAAGGACCAUUACGGCACUGAAGUAUCCCAUACCAACAUCAUAUCCUCGCUUUUUCAAAGGAUUGACCCUUGAUGGUUACCUGGAGACAGAUAAUUACUCGUCUAACAUCCGUCCAGAUGGAACAAGUAAAGUCAACUCAAUGCCAACUCUCACAAGGCUGGCGGCAUCCAGCACCACGCGCUGGCAACUACAGAUGCUUUCAAAUUCUGUCAAAAAAAUUGACUGGCGUCUGUUGCCGCAAUUUCAGUUGGAUGGGCCUGGCAGCGUUUGUAGUGAAGAGUUUACAGAAGCCAAGGAGAUUAUCUUGGAUAUGUACGACAUUUACAACGAAUAAAAGCAAUAAAAACCUUUUAGUGUCCUC